UCUCCGUAGCGGGUCACUCCCUCCCUACUGUCAGCAGCAGCUCUCUGAGCGGUUCAAACUUGAAGCCACAUUGAAGUAAUCGAUUCCUACCGUUUUCUUUUUCCAGGUUUUGAGUUUUAAAGUAACAAACUGUUAUUCGUAAUGUGUUAAAAGUCUAUGGUGCGGCGGCUCUUCACCGGGAGGAAUUACCGUUUUGUCUUCGCUUUUAGUUGAAAAGCAGCGGGGAAAAUGUCCAGCUGAGGAUUCGAAAUCCUGAAAACCGCAGGGCCCGUUUUUGUAAUGAUUGAUCAAUGCUUCGACAAUGGCGCUAAAGGCACAAGCUUUAUAUGACUUCAUUGCUGAGGCUGGAAACAACGAGUUGACGGUGAAAGAAGGCGAGACACUUAUUAUCACCAAUCAGAGUAUUGGAGGAGGCUGGAUUGAAGCACAGAACUCCAGAGGGGAGGUUGGACUGGUGCCAGAAGACUACAUCGAGUUCAGUAAGCCGGUACCAUCGUUCCCAGGAGCAGGAACCGCAGCACCUGCUAUAAGUGUAGGAAAUGUUGCAAUUCCAGACCUCUCCAUCUUUGAUUCCUACGCUCCUGCAGCAGCACCUGCACAAAACCAGGUGGAUGCUGGGGGCUUAAGUCCCCAGCCGGACACCCCCGACACCCCAGUUUCCCCCUACCUUUCGUCCCCUGAUGAGGCUAGUAACGGUAAUGAUCCCUGGUCGGUGUGGAACGCAGACCCCUCGGGGGGCUCGAACAAUAACUGGGCGUCCAAUCCAGAGGGCACCCAGACUGGGAAGAGUCCUGCUGACCCCUGGGGCUCCGUAUCACAGGGUCACCCUCAGGCUUACCAGGGCCCAGACAUCUACCCGUAUCCUUACCUUAUCGAUAACACAGGAGCGGAGGAUGAUGAGUGGGAUGAUGAGUGGGAUGACAUGAAGUCCACUGGAGGUUACGCCGAGUCAGAAUCUGGAGACGCCGGAGCGAUACAGAGAGGAGCUCAUGCGUCUUCAAUGAAAAUCUCCCUCAACAACAGGUUUCCUGGCUUCUCCAAGUCUGGCCCAGAGCUCUACCUCCUUUGCAAGCAGAUCGCUAAGGGCAAAGAAAAGCUGCCAAUCUAUAUUGGAGAAGUUGGUCCGGUGUGGUCUUACCCAGAAACUCAGCUGGACUGUGUGGUGGCUGAUCCCAAGAAAGGCUCAAAGAUGUACGGCCUCAAGAGCUACAUCGAGUACCAAAUCACACCCAACACCACAAACCGACCAGUCAAUCACAGAUACAAGCACUUUGAUUGGCUGUAUGAGAGGCUGCUAGACAAAUUUGGGUCAGCCAUCCCCAUCCCCUCUUUACCAGACAAGCAGGUGACAGGACGAUUUGAGGAAGAGUUUAUUAAGAUGCGUAUGGAGCGGUUGCAGGGCUGGAUGACCAGGAUGUGCAGGCACCCUGUUGUUUCCAGCAGUGAAGUAUUCCAGAUUUUCCUCACCUAUAAGGAUGAGAAGGACUGGAAGACUGGGAAAAGAAAAGCAGAAAAGGACGAGACAGUGGGAGUGAUGGUCUUCACCACGAUAGAGCCUGAAGCUGCGGACCUGGAUCUUGUGGAAGUAGAGCAGAAAUGUGAGCAGUUUAACAGGUUCACUAAAGCCAUGGAUGACGGAGUAAAGGAAAUCCUCACAGUGGGCAACGAGCACUGGAAGAGAUGUACAGGCCCUUUGCCUAAAGAGUACCAGAGAAUCGGCAAAGCCUUCCAAAACCUCUCUGCUGUCUUCAACAGCAGUGGAUACCAAGGUGAGUCAACUCUGACUGAUGCCAUGACGGCAGCAGGCAAGACAUAUGAGGAGAUAGCUCAGAUGGUGGCAGAACAGCCCAAGAAGGACCUCCACUUCGUCAUGGAGACCAACAAUGAAUAUAAGGGUCUUCUUGGAUGCUUCCCGGACACCAUCGGAGUCCAUAAGGCAGCCAUAGACAAGGUGAAGGAGGCCGACAAGCUGGUGGCCACCAGUAAAAUUACCCCUCAGGACAAAGUCACCAUGGCUAAACGAGUCAGCACCAUGUCGUACGCAUUACAAGCUGAGAUGAACCACUUCCAUAGCAACCGUAUCUACGACUACAACAGGGUCAUGCAGUUGUACUUGGAAGAGCAAGUCAAGUUUUAUGAGACGAUUGCUGCAAAGCUGAGACAAGCACACAGUCAGUUCACUACAAUGUGAAAAUAAUUGCCUUCAGUCUCGCACUACAAGACAAGAAGAAGUUAAACCAGCAAAACAUCCAAAAUAUUCUUUCUUACACUGCAUUCUCUUCCCUCCCUUUAAUUUAAAUUUCACUUCUCUUUCUCUUGCUCUUACCUCAUCUCUUCUUUCUUUACUGCUCAUGCCAACAGUCCCAGCUCAUGGAGUUACUUUUGUUCGCCGCUCUCAGAAGUUUAUGAACAGUUAAUGAGCAUGUGCAGCAGCUGAAAAGUCUUUUAGGGCCAGCAAUGAUAGCCGAACAAGACACACUUGUUACACACACCCUUUCCUCUGUCCAAGGUCUGCAGCCUGUGACACAUAAGUAAACCCCAUGAAUUGCUAUAUUGCAUUGAGUUUCUCUAAUGUGGUGCAGGUUUUGUACAGCUAUAGGUGCCAACGUGCCUUUGCUCACAUUACAUCUCCGUAUUUUAAAGCAAUACUCUGCAGUUUUUCAUUUUUUCCGGGUUAGAAAUGGUAAAGGAUACGAUUUACACAUGUUGUCUGCACAGUGAUGUAGUGAUAUACUGAAACCGAAAAACCAAAGCCACCGUCCCUUCUGUCAAGGGGACAGCAAGGGAUGUUGAUUUUUGAAUGCAGCAUUUACAACAAAUCAGAGCUUUACUGUUUUUCUCUCAGCCAAUAUUUUGAGAAUUUUUGCCUUGUAAUAGUACCGUUAACAUUUGAGAGAGUCCUAACAUCUUCAUGAAAAGCAGUGGAGCAUUCCUUUUUAUGAAUCCAAGUCUUGGAAGAGUUGUCAAAGGCAGAGUGUGUCUCCUCUGCAUGUCCACUGCUGGCAGUCCUUAGCCCCCUUUCACCCUGCUCUUCCUCAAGAGCUAACAGGAAGCUCCACCUCCUUCCUGACUUCCCCCUUUGAGGAAAAUAGAAAUGUUGACCCCAGCGUGCGUCCCAUGACACUGCAGUUUACAUUUCUGGAAAGAUGAAGUGGGGGAUAAAUGAUUUUCAAUUUGGGUUCAUUAUAUUAAGAGUUGGACAUUAAAGCCAAAAAUCUAUUAAAUAAUACCUUCCUCCUUCUCUCUCCCAGUUCUCCCGAAGAAUAUUUGUCCCAUAUUUUUACCGGAAUAUAGUGUUUUAUUUGAAGGUGUAACAACAAUGUUAUCUGUAAGAAUCUGUACUAUAAAAAGAGUUUGGGACAGAGCCAUGGAGUAUGUCAUGUAUGCAGUUUUGCUUUUGCUUUUCACCACCCACUUUUCAAUCAGUCUCUAAUCUUGUUCACUCUUUGUUUUCUUAUCACUUGAUACAUGAAAAAAAAAAAAUAUAUAUAUAUAUAUAUAUUCUAUCUAACCUAUCAGGUGCUUCUUGUCAUUGAGAUACAAUUUUAUGUAUAGGAGUAUUUGCAAUAAAGUGUAACUCAAAGAGAA
Perca fluviatilis (European perch) is the source of this 3588-nucleotide messenger RNA. RefSeq names its product sorting nexin 9b (gene snx9b). Gene Ontology annotation, molecular function: phosphatidylinositol binding; protein binding. The transcript has 20 exons. Gene Ontology annotation, biological process: cleavage furrow formation; endocytosis; intracellular protein transport. Lineage: Eukaryota; Metazoa; Chordata; Actinopteri; Perciformes; Percidae. The coding region runs from base 302 to 2191 and encodes 629 amino acids. The record is from RefSeq and is a predicted model, not a curated record. Gene Ontology annotation, cellular component: plasma membrane; cytoplasmic vesicle.